This is a messenger RNA of Haliotis rufescens (red abalone), 1251 nucleotides long. Its product is annotated as putative nuclease HARBI1. The record is from RefSeq and is a predicted model, not a curated record. Lineage: Eukaryota; Metazoa; Mollusca; Gastropoda; Lepetellida; Haliotidae. The transcript is spliced from 3 exons. The coding region runs from base 81 to 572 and encodes 163 amino acids.
AGAUUGCCGAUAUCCACGGUGUGAGUAAAUCCUCCGUCUGCAGAGCAAUCCACGCAACAACAGACGCAAUAUGUGCAACCAUGGGUGAUUUUGUAUUUCCCACAAUGCCUUCCACCCAGAAGAGUACCAAAGAAUCAUUCUUCGACAUAGCUGGAUUCCCUAAAGUACUCGGUGCAAUUGACUGCACACUCGUACCAAUAAUGGCGCCGAAACGUGACGAAGUAGCCUACGUUUGUCGGAAGGGUUACCAUGCACUGAACAUACAGGCAGUAUGUGAUGCCAACAUGAGAUUUACAAACUGUGUCUUCAAGUGGCCUGGCUCUGUCCAUGACAGUUAUAUAUGGAAUAACUCUGCCCAUGGUCAGUACUUUGAAAAGAAGAAUAUUGAUGGAUGGCUACUUGGAGACUCUGGAUAUGCCUGCAGACCAUGGCUGCUGACCCCUGUGCUCAAUCCCAGCUCAGAAGGACAGGAGAAAUACAAUAGAUGCCAUAUCAAGACACGGAACACAAUAGAGAGAGCAUUUGGCUUGUGCAAGUCAAGAUUUAGGUACGGUUUAAAGUGGCAACAGUAAGUUCGUAAUGUAACCAAGAAAUUAUUGUAAGUGAAAUAGUUAAAUAUUGAAAGUACAGUUACAUGAGGAAAACAUGUAAUAGUAUCUAUUCAUGGUAUCAUUCUUGAAAACUUGAAAAAAAAUAAAAUGGAGUUACUUCUUAUCUCAAAUUGAGCUUUUUUAAGUUGUUGUAGUAUUUCAAAAGAAUUGUUAAAAAACAUUAUCAACUUAAUUUUGAACAAACUCAUAGCCUGUCUAACAGGCGUCUGUGAAGAAGUUGGGAAAAUAACUUAUAAUACAGAAAAUGUGUUUCAUCACAUUGCCUUCACAAGACAACUGGUGUAUUACAAUUCACCCCAGAAAGGAGUUUGUGUGUUUUCCGGGCUUGUUUCUUGUUGCAUAACAUGUGUAUCAUUGAAAGACUGCCACUUCCCAAGGGCAUUGAGCUACUCAGAGGAGAGGGAACUGCUACAUAGUUGCGAUGUGCAGAUGAUUUCGCAACAACAAGCUCUGGUUGUGAUGGACUGUCAGCAAGACAUCAAUUAAUUUUGCAUAAAUUCACUUAAAUUACAGCCUUAUGCUAUUGUUUUCAUCAUUUAUAAUAAGCACAGGAAUAUAAAUCAUGAGAUGUAAGUGACUUUCUACUCUGUAUUACUAGACAGUCAUGACUUAAUAUAAUUUCAUAUUAUACAAAAAAAUU